Molecule: messenger RNA, 2227 nt
Organism: Micropterus dolomieu (smallmouth bass)
Lineage: Eukaryota; Metazoa; Chordata; Actinopteri; Centrarchiformes; Centrarchidae
Gene: mvb12bb
Product: multivesicular body subunit 12Bb
Exons: 8
Coding region: 91-735 (214 amino acids)
Biological process (GO): viral budding; regulation of epidermal growth factor receptor signaling pathway; virus maturation
Cellular component (GO): ESCRT I complex; late endosome
Source: RefSeq, a predicted model, not a curated record
UUUACUUUCUGCAGGUCCGCCUGAGGUGAAGUCCAAAGUUUAAAAAAGGUGUCAGCACUCGGGAGACCACACGUUUCAAUCAGCUUCGACAUGUCUGAGUUGAGCAACCAGCUGCCCACAGAGCCCAUCUCUGCAGUUGGAGUAGUCACUUCACUCAACAAGGUCCCGGAUGGCUACUAUGUUGUUGCACAAACAACAGAUGGCUCUGACGCCGACCUGCGGAAGGACGGCUUAUUCAAAUCCAAGGUCACUCGCUACCUCUGUUUCACCAGAAAAACUGGGCCUGACGUUGUUGCGGAUAUGAAGGUGAUUGACAUUAAGGACGCGUUGCCAGAGGGCUUCACACCUGUGGAAGAAACCGUGGACACAAAGGAAACUGCCAUGAGGAAGAGGAGGCUCUGUGUGAAAAUGAGCCCUCGUGCGGCUGCUGUGACGGCUGUAUAUGACAUCCAGAUCAUUGCGAAGUCCAAGUACCAUCUUGUUAACUACACCUGUGUAGGUGAGAUAAAUAAUAUGGGAAUAUGGUAUCGAAAGGGUGAUGUUUCUCAGCACCAGUCGUCCCAGGAAAUGUCCAGUACAGCUUGCAGUGACGCACCACCCAACACAGCAAGCAGGAAGACCACGAGCAGGCCGGAUUAUGAGCACCAGAGCAGUGGGAACUACACCAUGACAGGGAGAAACUCAACUAUAGUACAAUGCUCCGGGACUAAAACAGAAGAAAGGCUAAUUCGUUAGGAAGCAGAGCUUAGCUAUGACAGCCUCAGAGCCACAGAGUCAGAGCCGGCUGAGACGCUCUAGCCUUAAAGAGCAUGUGAUCCACACGAGGCGAAUGAGGCAGGCGGGUUUUUAUCCAGCUGGAGAGAGACACCAUGUGGUGAGGAUUCCUCCUGCUGCUCAACAGAGGCACACCCAGGCUAUGGCCAUGUUACACCCUUCCUUAUUUAAUAUGAACCUGCCUAUUAAACAAUUGCCGAAGUGCACAUGAUAGAACUGCAUACAGAAACAAUCAAUUUGAAUUUUAAAGUCACUUUUUUCUUUUUCUGUAUGCCCCCCCAAAAAAGCAAAGCAGAAUAAUUGACAAAAAAAAUGAUUAAUACAUCAUUGUGUUGGUAUGACAGUCGUAUUAUAAGUUAGUCAAGACAACUGUGCAAAAUGUGGCCCUGAAGGAGUAGACAUUAACACACAGCUGAGUGGUUUGUGACACUGGGUGUGGGAUUCCUCCACUGGGACAGGGUUUGAGUGACAGUGAAGAACAUGCACAUACUGUACAGUAGGCUGCCAGCAGUCAUCAUUUAUCUCCAGAAAACUGUCCUUCACAGCUGUACAGACUCCCUCUUUCUUCUACCUUUAUGUGUCCCUUCCUGAGCUGGUGAGAUUUUAAAGAAAAGAGGAUAAUGGAGUUAGCCUGAGAUGGUUCUUGGCUUUAUUGCUAGAGACUGUGUACUCGUCAGCCUUUCAGCAUCACACUGUGAAUGUGAGAGAACGCAACUUUCCCUUCAUUAACAAUGUGAUAGCCUGCAGACCAAGUGUGAGGUCGUAGCCGACAGCCUAUUUGUGUUAAUUGUUAGCGGUGGUAGCUCUGGUGUGUGUGUGUGUGUGUGUGUGUGUGUGUGUGUGGGUGCAUGGGUGCUUGCGUGUGUACGCGUGUGUGUGUGUGGGCUGACAGCUGGCCAGGUUCGAGUUGGUCUAAAACCAUGUGCGCUCUGUCAGGGUUGUACAGGCGCCUUCUUUAGGAUUGAUGAAUUGCCUGCUUUCUUGAUUAAACCCUCCGUCACUUCCCAACAAAACAAAAACCCCACAAAAAAAAAGACCGAGUUGAGGGGAGGAGAGGUAACAUGUCUGGGAAAUCUGUCAUCUGCAGUCACAUCAUGUACAGAUGUGAUGUGCAGGCGCUUUGACGUUUAUUACCAGAAUAUUAAAAACUAAUUCACAUUUAUUUUGCAGCCCUUUUUCACUUGACAGUUCAAGCUCAUUUGAAAAGUUAUCAAGUUUUCAUCGCAGCCCCAACCUUUGCUUUUCUUCACCACGUUGCUUUGAUCCAUGCCAAGUCCCUUUGCCAAUUAGGUCUGCUAUUCAUACAUUGACAGAAAAGCAGGAUAUUUUAAAGGUAAUUAAACUUGCUCUCAUGAAAUGUGGCUAAAAGGUAUAUGUUUGAGAGAAAAUAAAUGUAAAUGUAUUGAAAAAAGUCUAAAACUGUGUGACGUGACGUGACACUGAGUCUGUUGCA